GUGAAUCCGAAACGACUUCAAAAAGCAAAAUCCUUCCUCCAGUCUUAGCCUGUGAACCGUGAUCUGCUAAGCCCAACACUGACUGAGAAACACUCUCAGCACCCUUGUUAAUUUUUACCUCCUGACAUCUUCAGUUUUUCAUCAAUAAUCUCAUAUUACGAGUUACCUUCCUGUUCAAACUCACACCCAAAGAUACUAUUUUCGAUUCUAAAGUGCAUAAUCCAUUGAAAGUUUGCAUCUUUAUAUAUAAAACAGAGCUUCUGCAUGAAUGAUCCCAUUUUGAUAUUGUUUCCCUCUGAAUUUCAACAAUUUCCAAGAAACCCAUCAGAGAUUUUUAGCCAUAUGAUAGAUUGAACCAUUUGAUCUCAAACUUAUACUGCUCUUCUUUGUUUCAAUUUUGCUCCUUUAAUCUCUGAAACAAUGUCGUCGUUCUUGUACCAAAGACCAAUUCACAACCCACUUUCAGAUCCAUACCCAAUAUCCCCGCGCUCUUCGUCAAAUUCUCAAAAAUCGUAUUCGAUCUUCAGCCCCACAGCGCUUCUAGUCCUUCUCUCACUCAUGGUGGUCAUGGGGGUCUUCUUUCCCUGGGUGGGCAUGCGAGAGAGCCUAUUCUCAGUCACCAAGCCCUCAAUCUCAAAGUGGCGGGACUACACAUUGGCUCAAGCUGUUUCAUUCGUGGCCCAAAAUGGGACUGUGAUUGUUUGUGCUGUGAGCCAGCCUUACUUGCCUUUUUUGAACAAUUGGUUGAUAAGCAUUACCAGGCAAAAGCACCAGGACAAGGUGCUUGUGAUUGCUGAAGAUUAUGCUACGCUUUAUAAGGUGAAUGAGCGGUGGCCGGGCCACGCAGUGCUUGUCCCGCCUGCACUUGAUUCUCAAACUGCCCAUAAGUUUGGUUCUCAGGGAUUCUUCAACUUUACUUCCCGAAGGCCACGCCACCUGUUGCAUAUUUUGGAGCUUGGAUACAAUGUUAUGUACAAUGAUGUUGAUAUGGUCUGGUUGGCUGAUCCUUUUCCCUAUUUGGAAGGGAAACAUGAUGUGUACUUCACGGAUGAUAUGACUGCAGUCAAACCUCUGAACCACUCUCAUGAUCUGCCGCCUCCAGGGAAGAAAGGGCGCACUUAUAUAUGCAGCUGUAUGAUUUUUCUACGUCCAACCAGUGGAGCAAAAUUAGUUAUGAAGAAGUGGAUUGAGGAAAUGAAAGAUCAACCGUGGUCCAGAGCAAAGAAGGCCAAUGAUCAGCCUGCUUUUAACUGGGCACUAGACAAACUUGCUAACAAGGUGGAUCUCUACCUACUGCCGCAGGCAGCAUUCCCAACUGGAGGGUUAUACUUCAAGAACAAGACGUGGGUGCAGGAAACUAAAGGGAUGCAUGUUAUAAUCCACAACAAUUAUAUCUUGGGUUUUGAGAAGAAGAUAAAGCGCUUCCAUGAUUAUGGUCUCUGGUUGGUUGAUGAUCAUGCCCUCGAGUCCCCUCUUGGGAGAAUAUGAGAUUGAAAGAUGUCAUGGAUAUUUGUUAACAUAGAAGCUCAGUUCUAUCGAAGCCUGCAGGAAAUGCUUCCUACCAAUUCGUCUGGCCUUCCUGCAUGAUGGUUUUUGUAACAGACUGUGAAAGGGAAUCUGGUGUUGUCGGCCAACUGUUGUUCUGUACUGAUGGUUUGUUCAAAGCAAUGAAUAUGGAUCAAGAAUGAGGCAGGAUGUUUCAUUCACUUGUUGAUGUUUGGCAGGGGACUUCAGAUAGCCUAUACAACGAGGUC
Messenger RNA from Prunus avium (sweet cherry), 1754 nucleotides. RefSeq names its product Nucleotide-diphospho-sugar transferase family protein (gene MGP4). Gene Ontology annotation, biological process: rhamnogalacturonan II biosynthetic process. The record is from RefSeq and is a predicted model, not a curated record. Lineage: Eukaryota; Viridiplantae; Streptophyta; Magnoliopsida; Rosales; Rosaceae. Gene Ontology annotation, molecular function: UDP-xylosyltransferase activity. Gene Ontology annotation, cellular component: Golgi apparatus.